This is a messenger RNA of Pelobates fuscus (common spadefoot toad), 2295 nucleotides long. RefSeq names its product arginase 1 (gene ARG1). The record is from RefSeq and is a predicted model, not a curated record. Gene Ontology annotation, cellular component: nucleus; cytoplasm; cytosol. Bases 25 to 1017 code for a protein of 330 amino acids. Gene Ontology annotation, molecular function: arginase activity; manganese ion binding. NCBI's taxonomy places the organism in Eukaryota, Metazoa, Chordata, Amphibia, Anura, Pelobatidae. The transcript has 8 exons.
UACAGACAAGAGCAACUGGUCACAAUGAGUGGAAAGGCUAGCAGAUCUGUGGGAAUCAUAGGAGCUCCCUUCUCUAAGGGCCAGCCAAGGGGUGGUGUGGAAGAAGGCCCAAAAUACCUAAGAGCAGCUGGGUUAAACAAGAAAUUGAAAGAGCUUGCCUAUGAUGUCAAAGAUUAUGGUGAUCUGAAUUUUGUGGACAUACCUAAUGACCAACCAUUUGAAAAUGUGAAAAACCCUCUCACGGUUGGGAAUGCCACAGAAAAACUUGCCAAUGCAGUUGCAGACAUAAAGAAGAGCGGUAGGGUUUGUCUGACCCUUGGCGGAGAUCACAGCUUGGCACUUGGAACAAUUGCAGGUCAUGCGAAGGUUCACCCUAAUCUUUGUGUAGUUUGGGUGGAUGCCCAUACUGAUAUCAACACUCCAUUAACAUCGCCCAGUGGCAACCUGCAUGGGCAACCUGUGGCAUUCCUUCUAAAAGAACUAAAAGAAAAGAUGCCCAAUGUUCCUGGAUUCUCUUGGGUGAAACCAUGCCUGUCAGCUAAAGACAUAGUAUACAUUGGACUAAGAGAUGUAGAUCCUGGAGAACAUUACAUUCUCAAGCAUUAUGGUAUAAAAUACUAUUCAAUGACAGAAGUGGAUAAACUUUCAAUUAAGAAAGUGAUGGAAGAGACACUGGAAUAUUUGGUGGGAAAGGAGAAGAGACCCAUCCAUUUGAGUUUUGACAUUGAUGGCCUGGAUCCAAGUAUUGCACCAGCCACCGGAACACCUGUAGCUGGGGGUUUAACCUACAGAGAAGGCAUGUAUAUCACAGAGGAGCUAUUCCAUACAGGAUUGCUUUCUGCUGUAGAUAUGAUGGAAGUUAAUCCAUCGCGUGGAGAAACAGAGAAAGAAGCCCAGUGUACAGUUAACACCGCCAUCAACAUGAUCUUGUCCACCUUUGGGAAAUCGCGGGAAGGAUUUCAUGCACCAACAUAUAUUUUUCCAGAUCCCCCAUGCACAAAAACACCAAAAAAUUAGUAGUCAAAACUAAAUAAAAUUUCCGUUUUCUGUAAACAUGACUAUUUUGAUAGCAAUAUUUGGACUUUUAAAGUCGUACAUCAAAAUGUUAACAGAAUUAGAUUCAGAUAUUUAAUUUUCAGAAGUGGGUCUGAAAUUUUUAACCUGCUCUUGUCAUUUACAUUCUGCUACUCAUCAAAUGAUUCUGUUUCAAAGAAGAAAAAAAUCUAAUCUUUAUCUAUUUGAACAUGUAGAAGGUGGCAUGAAAGAUAUUUGUUGCAAAAAUCUUAUAUAAUAAAAAUAUUUAUACUUUCAAAUAAGAAUGAAUCAAUGCAGAAUAUGAAAACGGUGCAUAUAUUCUCUAUUCCCUACUCUCUGUUCACUAAACUUUGAGUUUAAUCAAAGGGAAUAUAAUGCAAGGAAUAGAAGUUGUAUUUCUAGCACUAUAGCUCCCUCGCACCCCCCUCCCUUUGCACCCCCGUCUGCACUAUAAGGGUUAGUAAACCCUCACUAUACUUACCCGAUUGCUGUGCCGAUCUCCCUCGGUGCUGUUUUGGCGCCCUCCCAACCCCACCCCCGUCAUCACCCGACAGGGGACACUAAUACGCAUGCGCGGAUGCCUAUAGUGUCCUUUAAAGGACCAUGUGAUUGAAUAUCUGAGCUGAGCUAAUUCACCAUUGCUAGGCUUCUGAAUGGAGUAUUUCUUAGCCAAUUGAAUACCCUAAAAAUGACAGAAAGAAUCAUACGUAUGUUUUGAUUCAUACAGUCAUGGAUUUGUUGACUAUACCUUUACUGUAAUAGCCCCUUAAAUACAAUGUAACAAUGUAACAAUGUAGACAGCAGAUUUUGAAUCUUGUAUAUAUUUGUAAAUGUUAAAAUUAACUCAACCUGUCACCUUUUCCUCUGCAUAUAUCAAAGAAGGACUAAAAAUAAAUCAGUGUGUCUAACAAGUUGCCUACUCUAUAUCAUUUCAGUUUUUGAGAUAUAUAUUCUUAAAGGGACACUAUAGUCACCUGAACAACUUUAGCUUAAUGAAGCAGUUUUGGUGUAUAGAACAUGCCCUUGCAGCCUUACUGCUCAAUCCUCUGCCAUUUAGGAGUUAAAUCCCUUUGUUUAUGAACCCUAGUCACACCUCCCUGCAUGUGACUUGCACAGCCUUCCAUAAACACUUCCUGUAAAGAGAGCCCUAUUUAGGCUUUCUAUAUUACAAGUUCUGUUUAAUAAGGAUUUUCUUAUCCCCUGCUAUGUGAAUAGCUUGCUAGACCCUGCAAGAGCCUCCUGUAUGUGAUUAAAGUUUAA